AUGGCGAUCUCGGUCACGAACAAUGACGGACCUAUCGACCUGCCGCCUCCAGUCGACUCGGCGCAGCUUCCACCUUCGAACGACGACGACAUCGAGCUAGUGAUCGCUACGUUCUCUGAGCAUAUGCAGACCUCUCGGCUCAACGGGAACGAAUGGAGAGGUCCUUUGACGAUCGAGCAGUAUCUGAAAAGAGAGAAGCAUCUCCUAGCACAAGAUCUCACCAAAGAUGGAAAAGAGGUAGCAUGGCUGCUGACAUCGUCCCGUCUGCCGCUCGAUCAGGAUGGCAACAGGUCGAUUCUAGCAUCGUGUGAAACGAUACCAAUGCAGGCUUACUGUGCACAAAACGGAAAGUUGAAAGAAGUCCUCAUUCAUGGCAUUGGAUCGGUCUUCACCCGUUCUGAGCACAGAGGCAAGUCGUACGCGUCACGCAUGAUGACCGAGCUUGGAAAGAAGCUCGAGACAUUCCAGCAGCACAACGGCGACCGGAGCCCAUUUUCCGUCCUCUACUCCGACAUUGGCCAGAAGUUCUACUCUCGAUUCGGUUGGCAGGCUUUCGCUUCGACACACAUUCACCUUGCAGCGAUGACCGAUGGCGACUAUCAACACUUUAGCAAAGACCUACCUGCCGUUACCGACUUGAUGGCGGACGAUCUUUCCUCCAUUCCUGCGACCGACUAUCUGAAAGAUGACCUCAUCUCCGUUUCCAGGUCCAAUCCUGCAAGACUAUCGUCGCUGUGGCGCCUGAUUUGCCCCAUUUCGGGUGGCACCAUGCACGAGAGAACUUUGUCUCAAAGGCCUUGGGCCGACCUCUGCCCAAAGUGA
Cyphellophora attinorum is the source of this 822-nucleotide messenger RNA. RefSeq lists its product as uncharacterized. The transcript has a single exon. Bases 1 to 822 code for a protein of 273 amino acids. The record is from RefSeq and is a predicted model, not a curated record. Lineage: Eukaryota; Fungi; Ascomycota; Eurotiomycetes; Chaetothyriales; Cyphellophoraceae.